AUGCAUCAUCGUUCGUCGCGACACCACGGGGAUGAUGCUCCUAGUUGCCACCUUCCUCGCCGCCUCGACCGUCCACGCAAGCCCUCCAACUCCUUCCCCGAACAGCUACACCUUGGCGCUCCACAAGGCUCUGAUGUUCUUCAACGCCCAGCGAUCAGGAAAACUCAGACCAUAGCCAUGUGUCAUGGCAAGCCCUCCGCCACCGGUUCUCCGACGAGUGAUCUUGUGGGCGGCUAUUACGAUGCCGGAAAUGCCAUCAAGUUCAACUUCCCUGCUUCCUUCGCCAUGACCAUGCUCAGCUGGAGCGUUAUUGAAUACAAUGCGAAAUACGAAGCUGCUGAAGAACUCACCCACAUUAAAGACGUCAUCAAAUGGGGCACCGAUUACUUCCUCAAGACCUUCAACAAUUCAGCUGAUACCAUUGACAGGAUCGUUUCCCAGGUUGGUUUGGGGAACACGGAUGGAGGAAAAGACACAACUCCUAACGAUAUAUAUUGCUGGAUGCGUCCUGAAGAUAUAGAUUACACGCGUCCCGUGACCGAAUGCCGCGCUUGCUCUGAUCUUGCUGCGGAAAUGGCUGCCUCCCUAGCCGCUGCAUCCAUUGUUUUCAAAGACAACAGAGCCUACUCAAAAAAGCUCGUCCAUGGAGCCAAAACACUCUUCAAAUUUUCAAGGGAUGUGAGAGGCCGUUAUAGUUCUGGUAGCUCGGAUGCAGCAUUCUUCUAUAAUUCCACCAGUUACUGGGACGAAUACGUAUGGGCCAGCACGUGGUUAUACUAUGCCACAGGCAAUUCCUCUUAUCUUCAGUUGGCAACAACACCUGCUCUUGCCAAACAUGCUACCUUCUCCCAGGCGCCUAAUCAAUACUGGCCUAAUCAUGGAGUAUUGAGUUGGGACAACAAGCUUGUUGGUGCUCAGGUGCUUCUGACCCGUUUGAGGCUAUUCUUGAAUCCUGGGUACCCAUACGAAACAACUUUGAGGAGAUUUCACAACGAGACCAACACAAUCAUGUGCUCAUACCUACCAGCUUUCACAAUCUUUAACAGAACAAGAGGGGGCUUGAUCCAAUUGAAUCGUGGACAUCUUCGAAGGCCGCGACCUCUUGAGUAUGUAGUCAAUGCAGCCUUCUUAGCCACUGUCUACAGUGAUUAUCUUGAAGCUGCAGAUAGCACCAAACCAGCAGGGUUGCAUUGUGGACCCAACUUCUUCUCUGUUGAUGUCCUGCGUGAUUUUGCUAAAACCCAAAUUGAUUACAUCCUUGGUAAAAAUCCACAGAAAAUGAGCUAUGUUGUGGGCUUUGGUAACCAUUUUCCGAAACAUGUCCACCAUAGAGGCGCAUCUAUUCCUAAGAAGAAGAUUAAAUACAGUUGUAAAGGGGGGUGGAAAUGGAGGGGCAGUUUAAAGCCAAACCCAUAUACAAUUGUUGGUGCCAUGGUUGCUGGUCCGGACAAACACGACGGCUUCCAUGAUGUUCGUGCUAAUUACAAUUACACCGAGCCUACUCUUGUGGGAAAUGCAGGUUUAGUGGCAGCUCUUGUUGCUUUGUCAGGAGAUCGAACAACUGAUGGGAUUGACAAAAACACCAUGUUCUCUGCAAUUCCUCCCAUGUUUCCAACUCCACCACCUCCUCCUCCAUCAGCAUCAAAACCAUGA
Molecule: messenger RNA, 1653 nt
Organism: Prunus armeniaca (apricot)
Lineage: Eukaryota; Viridiplantae; Streptophyta; Magnoliopsida; Rosales; Rosaceae
Source: the annotation of a GenBank genome assembly